Emiliania huxleyi CCMP1516 is the source of this 474-nucleotide messenger RNA. RefSeq lists its product as hypothetical. The annotation marks the transcript as partial. The transcript has a single exon. The record is from RefSeq and is a predicted model, not a curated record. NCBI's taxonomy places the organism in Eukaryota, Haptophyta, Isochrysidales, Noelaerhabdaceae.
AUGAUCAUCCGCACUGCCGCGGCCAUCGCCGCGUCGCUCCUCUGGGUUUUGCCACACCCAGAUGCUUUGGCGCGGGUCGCGGUCGAAGCGCCCGAUGCUCGGCUGUCGGCGGGCGACGCGCGGGCCGUCGCAGAGAUCAGGAGGCAGCUUCGCGCUCAGCCAAAGCAGGCAUCCGCUGAAGACAAGGUGGCUCAGGCCAAAGCUGCUCGUGAGGCGACGCUGGCAGCCGUCGCCGCAGCCGAGCGUGAUGCAGCGGAGGCACGCGCCUUCGCAGCGGCCAAGGCCAAGGCGGCCGAGGCGGCGGCCAAGGCAGAGCAGGCAGAGCAGAAGGCCUCAAUGCGGGAAGCGUCCCUUGCGGCUAGGGAAUCGUCCCGCGCGGCGCGAUCCGAGGAGAAGGCGGCCGCGCGUGUCGCUGCUAAGGAGGCCGACUUGGCGGCCAAGGCUCGGCGCCAGACCGCCAAGGAGGAGGCGGCG